UCUCCUCCACCGCCCCAUCUCACUCAUUUCCCAUUCUUCUUCUUCUUCUUCUUCUUCUUCUUCCUCUUCCUUCCUCCCAUGGCUGUCCAUUCUUCUCUCUCUUCACCUCUCGGCCCUCCCGCCUGUGAAAACGACGCCAAGCCUCUUCAAUUCAUUGACCAAAUGACUCGCAACGCCGACGCCGUCCAACACACCGUCCUCGCCGAAAUCUUGUCCAGAAACGCCUCCACCGAGUACCUCCGCCGUUACUCCCUCGACGGCGCCACCGAUCCACAAACCUUCAAAGCUAAACUCCCCGUCAUCACUUACGAAGAUCUCCAGCCCGAAAUCCAACGGAUUGCUAGUGGAGAUCGCUCCCCGAUUCUCUCCUCCCAUCCUAUCUCCGAGUUCCUCACUAGUUCUGGUACUUCUGCCGGUGAAAGAAAACUUAUGCCGACGAUUAAGGAAGAACUGGAUCGUCGUCAACUUCUCUACAGUCUUCUCAUGCCAGUUAUGAACCUCUAUGUGCCUGGGUUGGAUAAAGGCAAGGGGCUUUACUUCUUGUUUGUGAAAUCGGAGACGAGGACUCCGGGUGGGCUCUUGGCCCGACCCGUUUUGACGAGCUAUUACAAAAGUGACCAUUUCAAGACCCGACCCUACGACCCGUUUAUGGUUUAUACCAGCCCUAAUGAAGCCAUUCUUUGCCCCGAUUCCUUCCAGAGCAUGUACACUCAGAUGCUCUGUGGUCUUCUCCAACGCCACCAAGUCCUCCGCCUCGGCGCCGUCUUCGCCUCCGGCUUACUCCGAGCCAUCCGCUUUCUUCAAUUGAAUUGGCAGGAUCUCGCUACUGAUAUCCGCAACGGAACGUUGAAUUCGAGAAUCACCGAUCCGUCGUUGAGAGAUUGCAUCGAGAAGAUCCUGAAGCCGGACGCGGAACUGGCGGAUUUCCUUUCGGAUGAAUGUUCGAAGGAGGACUGGGAGGGAAUCGUGACGAGGAUUUGGCCGAAAACAAAGUACCUCGACGUGAUCGUCACCGGAGCGAUGGCGCAGUACAUUCCAACGCUCGAUUACUACAGCGGCGGAUUACCUCUGGCUUGCACCAUGUACGCAUCGUCCGAGUGUUAUUUCGGACUGAAUCUGAACCCUAUGUGUAAACCAUCAGAGGUUUCGUACACUAUAAUGCCAAACAUGGCGUACUUCGAGUUCCUCCCUCACGAACCAAAUUCCGGAAACGAUUCGCCUCCAAAACUCGUCGACUUAGUAGAUGUGGAGGUCGGAAAAGAAUACGAACUAGUAAUCACAACAUACGCCGGAUUAUACCGGUACCGCGUCGGCGACAUACUCCGGGUGACCGGAUUCCACAACGCGGCGCCGCAAUUCCACUUCGUGAGGAGGAAGAACGUGGUGCUGAGUAUUGACUCGGACAAAACAGACGAAGCAGAGUUGCAGAAAGCGGUGGAGAAGGCGUCGGAGUUGUUGAAGGAAUGGAAGACGAGCGUGGUGGAGUACACGAGUUACGCAGAGACGAAGACGAUUCCUGGACAUUACGUGAUAUACUGGGAAUUGAUGGUGAAAGAAGCGACGGAGGAAGGGAAAUGGCCGAGCAAAGAAGUGAUGGAACAGUGCUGCUUAGCAAUGGAGGAAUCACUGAACUCAGUUUAUCGGCAAGGGAGAGUUGCAGAUAAUUCGAUCGGAGCUUUAGAAAUCAGAGUGGUGAAGAGCGGAACAUUUGAAGAACUGAUGGAUUACGCCAUUUCAAGAGGAGCGUCUAUCAACCAAUAUAAGGUUCCGAGGUGUGUGAAUUUUACUCCUAUUAUGGAACUUCUCGAUUCUAGAGUAGUAUCGGCGCACUUUAGUCCUGCUCUGCCACAUUGGACUCCAGCUAGGACACGCUAAUUUCUUUCUUCUUUUGUUUUUUUUUUCCCUUUAUUUUCUUUUUCUAAAAUUUGGGAAAGAAAAUGAAAAAUGUAGGAUUGUAUUAGGAGGGCAGUCUGUAUUGUACUGUACUGUAUGAAUCUUGUUCUCAUAACUAAAUUAUUGAAAAAUCACAUUUGUUUACUUUAUAUAAAAGAUGUUAAAAUCC
This is a messenger RNA of Benincasa hispida (wax gourd), 2062 nucleotides long. It is a transcript of the gene GH3.1, whose product is annotated as Auxin-responsive GH3 family protein. NCBI's taxonomy places the organism in Eukaryota, Viridiplantae, Streptophyta, Magnoliopsida, Cucurbitales, Cucurbitaceae. The record is from RefSeq and is a predicted model, not a curated record. Gene Ontology annotation, molecular function: acid-amino acid ligase activity. Gene Ontology annotation, cellular component: cytoplasm.